AUGGAUGAUAUGCCUAAUAAAACCUCAGGCAAUUCUAAACUUCCACCAGAGAAACCAACAAUAAAGGCGGAAAAAGGCUGGUACGCCUCAGGAGACUCUUUAAGAGCCCAGUGCUCAUCACCCCCUGCCGAUCCACCAGCAAAUCUCACGUGGCUUUUAAAUGGCCGUGACAUUACAGUGAACACAAAGAAAGCAUACUAUUAA
Messenger RNA from Arctia plantaginis, 204 nucleotides. The record is from the annotation of a GenBank genome assembly. NCBI's taxonomy places the organism in Eukaryota, Metazoa, Arthropoda, Insecta, Lepidoptera, Erebidae.